Molecule: messenger RNA, 210 nt
Organism: Lymnaea stagnalis (great pond snail)
Lineage: Eukaryota; Metazoa; Mollusca; Gastropoda; Lymnaeidae
Source: the annotation of a GenBank genome assembly
CUAGAAGAUGCAAUCUACCCUUUUCUUGUACUCAGUCCCUUGGAUCCUAAGAUGGAUGAAACUUUCAUCAGGGAUCAUAUGCAAUUUAUCAAAUGUUUACAGACUGAUGUCGUCUUUGAUUUUGACCCAGCAGGAUCUUCGAAUGGAAUUUACCAUUAUUAUGAUAAAACUCAAGGAGAGGUAAUGACAGUGUUAACAUUAGACAACUUU